AUGUUGUCUGCAGCACACAAUGUUCUUUUCUUUGUUCUUGACUGGAGAACUCCAAUCAUUCACUUUUUACACUUUGCUUCAGCAUUAGCCUUCUUUGCAACCAAAACAGCAUUCACCCCAGACCGUGGGGUUUUGCUGAGACUUUUAUUUGGAGAAUUUUUUCGUCCACCUUUAAGGAUUAUUUUUUGGAAACCUUUAUUAGCACAAUUAAUUGUUUGUUUAUUGUCUUCUAUUGGUUGGUUUGGAUAUUUUAAAUUAUUAACAAAUUUUAUUUUAAUAUUAGUACAUUCACAAAAUAGAACAGGCGGAUUAUACUUAGUUAGGCUUUUUGACUUUCUUGGAACUUUAUUGGUUAUUGGGUAUGGACCAAAAAUAUUGGGAGAGGAAGAAGAUGCAAAUAAGAGGAGGGCUAUUUCUCUCUUGCUCGUCCCCUUAGCUGUUUCUGCUUCUCUUAGUUGGCUUGAAUUUGGACAUAUAGAGUAUGACCCUUUAACAGUCUGGCUUUCCCCCUUACUCGGAUUAGCACAAGGAUUGCAUUUAUUGUUGCUUAAGCGCUCCCAACUGCUCUUCUUUGGAGCUUUCCAACAACAACAAAAUUUGAAUAAUUACGAAAAUAAAAAUGGGGAUUGUGAAGAGGAUAAUUAUGGGUAUUUUAAAAUUAAAAUUAUAAAAAAUAUUUUUUCAAAAAAAAGUCAAAAAACAAACAAUUUUUCCCCUUUACUCUUCCAACGCUUUGCCCUUUGCUACACCUUUGCUAUGACUUCCCUUUUAUUUAUUCCAGCAUUAAUAUCGUAUAGUCAAAGUAUUGUUCCCUAUGAUGCAAGUUGGGAAUCUAUAGAUAAGGUAUUAAUGGCAAUGUCAGUUGUAUUUAUGAUUGGCUACAAAUAUUCAGAACUGUGGCUACAAGCAAAACUUGAAGCAAGUUUAAUGUUUUUUUAA
Molecule: messenger RNA, 939 nt
Organism: Meloidogyne enterolobii
Lineage: Eukaryota; Metazoa; Nematoda; Chromadorea; Rhabditida; Meloidogynidae
Source: the annotation of a GenBank genome assembly